Molecule: messenger RNA, 4203 nt
Organism: Poecilia reticulata (guppy)
Lineage: Eukaryota; Metazoa; Chordata; Actinopteri; Cyprinodontiformes; Poeciliidae
Gene: zc3h18
Product: zinc finger CCCH-type containing 18
Cellular component (GO): precatalytic spliceosome
Molecular function (GO): RNA binding; metal ion binding
Source: RefSeq, a predicted model, not a curated record
GGAAAAAUAAUGCUGUUAGUUAGCCGUUAGCCUUUAGCUUAGCUUCAGUGAUGCUACAUUGUCAACUCAAAGAUGGCGAGCGUUGCGCGGCUAAACCGAGACAAAGUUCGUAACUAAGUCGUUAAGCUCGACCGGUUUCAUGUUUCUAGCCGUGGAAGAAGUUUGCGGUUCGGCCCUGGCAUUUCGGGCUCGAUUAGCCUUCUCUCUGUUCGUCGCCAGGUUCUGGGCCUAAGCUAGCUUGACCAGCAGCUAUUAAUCAUUCGCCAUGGAUACGCCUGAAAGCCCCACGCAGUCCCCUCAGUCUCCAGAGGAGGAGAAGGGCCUUUCCGACAGCGAGCUGCUGCGCUCUCCCGACGACGACGAGGCCGGCGGCGUCCUCUCGGACAGCGAGUUGCUCCAGGACGAGGAAAACGGAGGCCUGAUUGACGAGGAGGAGGAUGAGGAAGAAGAAGAGUAUGAAGGGCGAGGAGGAAAAUUGGACCUGGAAGACGAGGUCGUCCCCGACUUCGUCUCUGAUCCAGAGGACGAGGAGCCUGUUGAGGGGUCGAGGAUGGGGCUGGAGGAUGAAACCAUCGUGUUCAUGGACGGUGAUGAAGAUGAUCCACAAGGGCGAAGGUCGGGUGAGGAAGAGGACGGAGUUCUGGACACGCCGCAGUCUCCGGACCUGGAGCCAGACCAGUUCAAGGAGCGUGCCGAGUCUGAGGAGGACGGCGGCGACGAAGGGUAUGGCGACUACAGGGAGGAAGCCUCAGCAGAGCGGGAUGAAGAUAAAACCAAGGCUGAGGAAGAGGAGGAGGAUGAAGAGGAGGAACUGCGAAGAGCUGAAGAGAGGAGAGCGGUUCUGGUGAGGGAGAUGAAGGAGGAUUCGGCCUCCGUUUCCCGGGAGCUGGACGAACACGAACUGGACUACGACGAGGAAGUCCCGGAAGAACCGCUUCCUGCUCAGGAUGAAGAGGAGGAUGAGGAGGACGCAAAGGCGGAGGGAGGAGAGGAGGAUGAGGAGGCGAGCGAAGAGAAGAACAAUAAGAAAAGGGAGAAGAAGCCGAUUCUUCCUCCUUCUCCAGCGGACGGCGAGUCCAAGAGGCCGGAAAGCUCCAAAGGGUCAGAGAGACUCCGGAGAGAUUCGUUCAGAGAUCGGAAGAAAGACGAAGACGAUGGAGAGAUCGACGAAGGAGAGAUCGACGACGAUGACCUGGAAGAAGGAGAGGUCAAAGAUCCGUCUGACAGGAAGAUCAGGCCACGCCCCAUCUGCAGGUUCUUUAUUAAAGGAAACUGUACGUGGGGAAUGAACUGCAGGUUCAUCCACCCAGGAGUCAACGACAAGGGCAACUACUCUCUCAUCACCAAGCCAGACCCUUUCUCUCCGAACGGUGCGCCCCCUGGUGGACCGCUGCCUCUUCUGCCCAACAACCCCUGGGCCGCUCCUGUGGUGGAGGAACUCCCUCCUCCGCCGCCCCCGGUGGAGCCUCCCGUGGAGAGCGCCUGGGAGAGAGGUCUCAGGCACGCCAAAGAGGUGCUGAAGAAGGCCACCAUUAGAAAGGAGCAGGAGCCCGACUUUGAGGAGAAGCGCUUCAACGUGACGAUCGGCGAGGACGAGAGAGAGUUCGACAAAGAGAACGAGUUCUUCAGGGAGCGCAGCUACCGGAUCAUCCGAGAGGAAAUGGACUUCAGAGAACCGGUAUACGGUGAGCCAUAUGUUGAGCCGUACUACGACUACGAAAUGGAGGCCUUGUGGAGGGGGGGGCAGUACGAAAACUUCAGGGUUCAGUACACAGAAGCUCCUCUUCCAUACCACUUCGCCGAGCGUGACCGUGAGCGUGACCUCCGGGAGCGGCACCGAGACCGGGAGCGGGAGAGAGAUCACCGCGAGAGGGAGCGGCGGCAGCAGCGGGAGAGGGAAAGAGAGCGGGAACGCGAGAAGGAGAGGAUUCGACGGAAAGAGGAGUGGGAGAGAGACCGGUUGAAACGCAACGAGAAGGAGAAGCCGAGGAUGCGUCCUCCUCGCGACGCCCGGGAGAAGAAAGAGGAGGACAAACUGAAGCCGCGCUCCCCACUCGGCCCGCCGCCAAACAGGCUGAUGGAGCCUCCCUCCAAGAAGGAGAUGCUUCCCCUCAUGAGGCGGCCAGACGAGUGGAAGGACCCGUGGCGACGGUCCAAAUCUCCCAGGAGACGGGCCGCCAUGGGCUCCCCGCCCCGAGGUCGCCGCCGCCAUCGCCCCUCAGGCUCCUCCGUCUCUCUGUCCAACUCAUCCAGAUCUUCGUCUCGCUCUUCGUCCUACACGGGCUCCGGCUCGUCCCGCUCCCGCAGCCGCUCCUCUUCCUACAGCUCCUACUCCAGCCACUCCUCCCAGCACAGCUCCUUCAGCGGCAGCCGCUCCAGAUCCCGAUCCUUUUCCUCGUCCCCCUCACCGAGCCCAGCUCCACCGAGGAUGGCCAAGAACAAACCGGAGCCUCCGCCUGUGGCUGCUAAGGGCAUGCCACCAAAGCCGGGUGCUGCCCCGCCUCCGCGGAGAGAAAAGCCUCCCCAGAAGAAGGCUCCGACCCCCCCUCAGCCCGGCGGGCCGCCCAGCAGGCCCCCCAAACCGCCAACAGAGGGAGGCAAGCCUCCUGCCAACCCCAGGGAGGCGAGCGGCGCAUCGGAAGGGCCAGGAGACGGGCCGCCUCCUCCACGGGAACCCGGGAGACCCCCGAACCCGAGGGAGGGCAGGCAGAGGGAGCGGCAGCAGCAGCAGCAUCCUCCCCGCAGGAGGAAUGUUAGCGGGAGCGUCAGCGGCAGCAGUUACACGGCUACCAGCUCCAGAUCGUCGUCCAACUCCGUCUCAGGCUCGGCCUCUCGCUCCGGGUCCAGGAAGUCCAGGAAAUCCAGGUCGCUGAGCGUGAGCAGCGUGUCCUCGGUGUCGUCGGCCUCGUCCAGCAGCAGCUCGGUGCGCAGCGCCGACUCGGACGACAUGUACGCCGACCUGGCCAGUCCGGUUUCCUCUGCCAGUUCUCACUCGCCCACGCCAAAUCACCCACGCAGAGAGAGAGGGCCCCCGCGGGACCGGUCCCCACCGGCCCGGGACAAGAUCAGGGAAAGGCCAUCAAAGAAAGAUGAACCUUUCCGGGACGAUCGCAGGAAGAUCGACCCGUCUGGCGGUCCGUCCAGAGGGAUGAACGCCAUGCCCAGAUCUGGACCCGGCAACCGGGGCGGCCACCCCCCUCACCCUCGACCCGGCGCCAUGGGCCCCCCGGGGAACUACGGAGGUUCGGGUUCCCACAAAGACAUCAAGCUGACGCUCCUCAACAAGCAGCAGGGAGACCGAGGCGGCAGGAAGCGCUACCUUCCUUCGGACAAGGACCGGCCCGGCUCUCCUGCCAGCAAGAGGAUGGCCAUGUCUCCUCCAGACAGAGGGCGCGAUAAAAGGAACCUCGGCCGACCUCAGAUGUCCCCGCAGAUGGAGCGACCCAGAGGUCAGGGGCCGCGGCUGGGCCCCCCGCAGGGCGACAGGAAACGCCCUCUGUCUCCUCCGCCAAAGUCGUCUGGGAAAGGCCCAGCUGCGCCGUCGAGCAAGCCGCCCGGCCCGGCCCCCGCCGUCGGCGCCGCCGGGUCCGGUCCGGGUCCCGGCAAAGCCAGCAACACGCUGUCGCGCCGCGAGGAGCUGCUGAAGCAGCUGAAGGCCGUGGAGGACGCCAUCGCCCGGAAACGAGCCAAGAUCCCCACCAAAUGAGCGCCGGGGUCAGGCAGGUGGAGUUUUUCCCUUCCCCCGCCCGGACCGCCGCCGGUCGGCGCGGCGGCCCCAGCAGGACGCAGGCGGGGUCGGAGGUUAGGAACGACACGUGGACUCGACUUUGCGAGAGCGGAGGAGAUGAUCGGAAGCAUCUUCCUCACCUGGACUCCUCUCCUCCUCAUCACCAUCGUCCUGUUCCUUCAUUUUUUCCCUUCAGUUUUACCUUCACAUGUUGUACAGAAGCAGCAGCAGCUUGUCAGAUAAUUUCCUGUGUAUGAAUAAAGAUCAUAAGGAUGUGAAGUACUGUUUUUUGUUUUUUUUUAUAAUCUACUUUUGUUUUUGUUUUCUUCUUGGCUCUUAAGUGACGAACCAGUGUUUGAUUUUCUUUGUGUCACGCUUUUCGUUGCAGUCCAGCGGGUGAGACGAGGACGUUUAGAUACGAAACGCCUCGCUUUUGUGACGACAGACUUCUAAAUAAACUAUUUUAAUAAACAGCA